AUGUUCUCCUUCAGCACCAUCGCCAUCUUCGCCACCUUCGCCUUAAGCGCGGUCACCUCCGCCAUCCCCCACCCGGGUCAGGCUGGUGAGCUCAACGCGGUCCCCGUCGCCGCUGCCGUCGCCCCUCGUGCCACGCAAGACAGCCUUGCGUCGAUCUUUGCGGACGCCCAGAGCCAGCUCCUUCCCUUCACUAACCAGCUCAAGUUCGCCACCACGCAGAACGCGACCGUUGAGGGCCUCACCCCCUCCGUCAACGGCAUCAAGAACGUCCUGACCACCUCGACCACUCGCGUCCACGGACUUGCCGGCCUCCCCGUCAAGGUCAUCCUCGCCUCGCUCGACGGCACCCUGGUACUCACUGCCGUCGAGGUCGCCCAUCUCCUUGCCGCCGUCAGCAUCCUCGUCUUCGAGGCCGUCGGCGCCGUCAUCACGCUCCUUCACGGCGGCAUCGCCCCCGCUGUCUUCCUGCUCCUCGUUGGCGUCGGCGAGCUCGUCGGGACCCUCCUGAAGGCCGUCACCGUCAUUGUCGGAGCCGUCCUCGUCGACCUCACCGUCAUCCUGGUGCCCCUCCUUGCUGGGGUCGUCGGCAUUAUCCGCACCCUCGGUCUCACUGUUCUCCUCGCCCUCCUCGGUCUCUAA
Trametes versicolor FP-101664 SS1 is the source of this 639-nucleotide messenger RNA. RefSeq lists its product as uncharacterized. The transcript has 4 exons. The record is from RefSeq and is a predicted model, not a curated record. Bases 1 to 639 code for a protein of 212 amino acids. NCBI's taxonomy places the organism in Eukaryota, Fungi, Basidiomycota, Agaricomycetes, Polyporales, Polyporaceae.